AUGGCCAAGUGCUAUAUCUUAGCAUCUAUCUCAAAUGUUCUACAACAUCAAAUGCAGGAUGUAGAACUAGUCUCGAACAUAAUGCUAAGUCUGAAGGAAAUGUUUGGUGAGCAAGGUCGUUCUGCUAGGCGAGAAAUUAUGAGGCAGAUUUAUAAUACCAAAAUGGCUGAAGGUACUUCAGUAAGGGAGCAUUGUCUUAGGAUGAUCUCUCAUAUGAAUAUACUGGAGGUUUUAGGUGCCGAUAUUGAUGGAGAAUCCCAAGCGGAUAUGAUACUCCAGUCACUACCAAAAUCAUUCAAGGAAUUCAGACUUAAUUAUAACAUGAACAAAAAAAUUUAUACAUUGUCUGAAUUAAUGAAUGAAUUGGUGGCGGCGGAAGGCAUUUUUGGUACAUCCAUUGUUGAUGCCAAUAUGGCUGAAGCUUCUACUUCUCAUCCUAAUUCAAAAGAAGAAGAAGACGGACUUCGCCAAGCAAGAUGGUAA
Messenger RNA from Quercus lobata, 483 nucleotides. RefSeq lists its product as uncharacterized. The transcript has a single exon. Lineage: Eukaryota; Viridiplantae; Streptophyta; Magnoliopsida; Fagales; Fagaceae. The record is from RefSeq and is a predicted model, not a curated record. Bases 1 to 483 code for a protein of 160 amino acids.